CAGACAGUCUACUCUGUAAUCUGUGCAUCUUAUUUGAUGCUCUGUGGUGGUUGCUCUCGAUUAAAUUAUAAACAAAUUCAUAAACAAUAAUCCAGUAGUACAGCAAAGCAAAGUAUCUUAAAUUGAGGGAAUUGAUAUUCCGAGCAAUGGUUGAUGACCAACCUUCAAUUAUUUCUUAUUCAGCAAACACUGUUUUUCCAUAAUUAUCCUUUUAACCCAUCAAUAUGUCCAAUUUAAGAAAAUCAGUAUUAAAUAAAAAUCCCAGUGGUUUUGGUUUGGUGAGGAGUCCCACCGACUUCACACCUUUACCCCCUUCAGACUACUUUGAUACUGAGGAAGAUAUUGUAACAGGUAAUGGAAGUUUUCAUGUAUAUAAAAAAGGGAAUACUGGCCCAAUUUUAUGUUGUCUUCAUGGAGGUGGUUAUUCUGGGCUGACCUGGGCCCUUUUUGCUGUUGAAAUUUGUAAAAAUAUAGAAUGUCAGGUUAUAGCUAUAGAUUUAAGAGGACAUGGAUCAUCAUCAACAAAUGACGAUUCAAACUUGGCUCUCGCUACACUAUCAAGAGAUGUUGUGGAUGUAUUAGCAAAAAUAUGUGAGAAUAAUGAGGUACCUAUUAUUCUAAUUGGUCAUAGUAUGGGAGGAGCUGUAGCAGUAGAUGCUGCUCAUUACAUAGAUUCCAUCGCAGGUCUUUGUGUUAUUGAUGUUGUUGAAGGUACUGCCUUAGAGGCUUUGUCAUCUAUGCAGAAUAUAUUACGGGGAAGGCCAUCAAGUUUCAAAAGUAUAGAAAAUGCUAUACAGUGGUGUUUCAAAAGUGGUCAGACCAGGAAUAUUGAAGCAGCAAGGAUAUCCAUGCCUGGCCAAAUAAUUGAAGUUGAUAAUAAAGAACUUUUGGCCAGUAGUGAUUCAUCAAAUAAUUUCGCAAUUCAAGAGGAAACUGAAGGUUUUGACGAAACUAAAGAAGAAAAUUUUGGCAAACCCCCUUUACCUCCAAAAGCUUCAUCUAUUCCCAUAGUCAAAUCAACGACAUCCACUCCAACAGUUGCUUAUGCUUGGAGGAUCGAUCUUAAAAAGACUGAAUCUUUUUGGACUGGCUGGUUCCAAGGACUAUCUCAGAAGUUUUUAGAUGUACCUGUCCCUAAAAUUCUACUCUUGGCAAACGUGAACGGCUUAGAUACUGCUCUUACUGUUGGUCAAAUGCAGGGUAAAUUUCAAUUUAGAGUUCUGUCCAAAUCAGGUCAUGCUAUUCAUGAAGAUCAGCCACAUCAGGUGGCUGAAAUCAUUUCUAUUUAUCUGGUGAAGCAUAAGUUGGCCAAUCCUAAAGACGGUUUCGAAAUACCGAAAAUGUUCGCCUAAUGUUGAAGGUGAUCAUUUCCGAAAGAGAAAACUUUAAAUAUAUGGUGAAUGUUUUGAAAUCUUUAAUGUGUAAAUAAUAAAGAUGUGAAUAAUU
Messenger RNA from Coccinella septempunctata (seven-spotted ladybird), 1446 nucleotides. Its product is annotated as protein phosphatase methylesterase 1. The record is from RefSeq and is a predicted model, not a curated record. The coding region runs from base 225 to 1352 and encodes 375 amino acids. NCBI's taxonomy places the organism in Eukaryota, Metazoa, Arthropoda, Insecta, Coleoptera, Coccinellidae. Gene Ontology annotation, molecular function: protein methylesterase activity. The transcript is spliced from 3 exons. Gene Ontology annotation, biological process: protein demethylation.